Molecule: messenger RNA, 1232 nt
Organism: Zymoseptoria tritici IPO323
Lineage: Eukaryota; Fungi; Ascomycota; Dothideomycetes; Mycosphaerellales; Mycosphaerellaceae
Exons: 2
Biological process (GO): mitochondrial electron transport, NADH to ubiquinone
Molecular function (GO): NADH dehydrogenase (ubiquinone) activity; quinone binding; NAD binding
Source: RefSeq, a predicted model, not a curated record
CAACAACCUCAAUCUUCACCCUCUCCUCUCCGCCGACGGGCAUCAGUCUAUCGCCCGCAAUGGCAGCUCCCUUCAGCAGACUCGCGGCCAAGCGAGUGGCGAGCGUCCGCCAUGCCUCCCUACGAUCAUCCUCCCUCCGCGCCAUGUCCACGACGCCCGCACGAAUGCUCGCAACCCCGAACGAGACGAUGAAGCACGGCAAUCCUAUGCGCCACAAUGUGAGCGAGCCAAAUCAGGGAACACGAUUGAUUCCCGUGGAUCCGUCGUUCGGACACCCCGUGGACCCGAACAGCAUGAACAUGAAUGCGGCCGACGACUCGGCGGAUACACCAGAACAGCGCAAGAUUCGCCACUACACAGUCAACUUUGGUCCUCAGCAUCCUGCGGCUCACGGCGUGCUGCGAUUGAUUCUCGAGCUGAACGGCGAGGAGAUCGUGCGAGCUGAUCCCCACGUUGGACUUCUGCAUCGCGGCACAGAGAAGCUCAUUGAGUACAAGACAUAUCUUCAGGCACUUCCAUACUUUGACCGACUCGACUAUGUCAGCAUGAUGACCAACGAGCAAUGUUUCUCGCUCGCUGUAGAGAAGCUGUUGAACAUUGAGAUCCCUGAGCGAGCGAAGUGGAUUCGAACACUUUUUGCGGAAAUCACAAGAAUCCUGAACCACUUGAUGAGUGUGCUGAGUCACGCUAUGGAUGUUGGUGCACUUACACCCUUCUUGUGGGGCUUUGAGGAGCGUGAGAAGCUGAUGGAAUUCUACGAACGUGUGUCCGGCGCUCGCCUUCACGCCGCAUAUGUACGACCUGGCGGUGUGUCGCAGGAUCUGCCAGUCGGUCUUCUAGACGAUAUUUACCAAUGGGCAACACAAUUCGGUGAUCGCAUCGACGAGACAGAGGAGAUGCUUACGGACAACCGAAUCUGGAUCGGCCGUACCAAGGGUGUUGGUGUCGUGCCAGCCGCCGAUGCUCUCAACAUGUCUUUCUCUGGCGUCAUGCUUCGCGGAUCUGGUAUCCCAUGGGACAUUCGCAAGUCGCAGCCUUACGAUGCGUACGACCAAGUCGAGUUCGACGUACCCGUCGGUGUAAACGGUGACUGCUACGAUCGAUACCUUUGCCGCAUGGAGGAGUUCCGUCAGUCGCUCCGUAUCAUCCACCAGUGCUUGAACAAGAUGCCCGCUGGUCCAGUCAAGGUCGAGGAUUACAAGAUCUCACCACCACCACGUGCCGCCAUGAAG